Papaver somniferum (opium poppy) is the source of this 1188-nucleotide messenger RNA. RefSeq names its product PTI1-like tyrosine-protein kinase At3g15890. Gene Ontology annotation, biological process: protein phosphorylation. The transcript has 4 exons. The record is from RefSeq and is a predicted model, not a curated record. NCBI's taxonomy places the organism in Eukaryota, Viridiplantae, Streptophyta, Magnoliopsida, Ranunculales, Papaveraceae. The coding region runs from base 1 to 1188 and encodes 395 amino acids. Gene Ontology annotation, molecular function: ATP binding; protein kinase activity.
AUGGGUUCAUCUUCAAGUUGCUGUACUGGAGAGAAGGUUGAUGAGGGUGGAGGAUUUUCACCAAAUGUGGGUGCCCAUGGUUGGAGGAUAUUCACGUACAAGGAACUGAAUGCUGCGACAAAUGGAUUCAGUGAAGAUAACAAGCUUGGGGAAGGAGGCUUUGGCAGUGUUUACUGGGGAAAAACCUCUGAUGGUCUUCAGAUUGCUGUGAAAAAGUUAAAAGCUAUGAACUUAAAGGCGGAGAUGGAAUUUGCUGUGGAAGUUGAAGUUCUUGGACGAGUUCGGCACAAAAACCUGCUUGGUCUUAGGGGUUACUGUGCCGGAAUAGACCAACGACUUAUAGUUUAUGAUUACAUGCCAAAUCUUAGCUUGCUAUCUCAUCUACAUGGCCAGUUUGCAAGUGAAGUUCAACUGGACUGGAAAAAGAGAAUGAAUGUGAUUAUUGGUUCGGCAGAAGGCCUUUUGUACCUGCACCAAGAAGUGACACCCCAUAUAAUUCACAGAGACAUAAAAGCUAGUAAUGUACUCUUAGAUUCAAAUUUCGAUCCGUUAGUAGCUGAUUUUGGGUUUGCCAAGUUAAUCCCGGAUGGUGUUAGUCACAUGACAACUCGAGUCAAAGGUACACUAGGUUAUCUAGCACCGGAAUACGCAAUGUUUGGUAGAGUAUCCGAGAGCUGUGAUGUCUACAGUUUUGGUAUCCUUCUACUGGAGAUUCUCACAGGAAGAAUGCCCAUAGAGAAAUUGCCUGGAGGAGUAAAGAGAACCAUCACGGAAUGGGCUGAACCGUAUAUAAUGAAAGGAAGGUUUAAAGACUUGGCUGAUCCAAAAUUACGUGGGAAUUUCGAUAUAAACCAAUUGAAACAAGCGAUAAAUGUCGCAGCAUUGUGCGUUCAAACUGACCCCGAGAAUCGACCUAAUAUGAAAGAAGUUGUCAAGUUUCUUAAGGGUUCUGAUGGAAGAGAUAAACUAUUGGAAAUGAGAAUUGAUAGUGUCAAGUAUAGAGAUGAUUUAAUGGCUAUAGAUCAAGGAACUACUGAUGAUGAUAACGACAAUGACAAUGUAAAACGAAGAGGCAAAGUUCUUGAAGACGAAAGCGAUGGCUAUGGUGUUUUUGGUGCAAUGGAGAUACAAAAGAUGAACGAUCCUUACGUGAGGAAAAACGAUGGAAGUAAAAGGAGAUUUGGGUGA